CGCGACGUUCAUUCGUCUUUCGCGUACCGUCGAGUUACAAUCGCACGCCUAACGUCAACGAGCUUCGUACUGUGUUCUCGCGUUGCUACUUACAUAGUUAACUCGUGUACAAAGGAAUUUCGGGAGUUCAGAAGAUCUUUCUACAGGAUUAUUAUUUGUAGGUAAACAAAGGAUAGACUGUUAGUAUGCCAUUGCACGCAGAAGCUGUGACUUUUUAUUGUAAGCAGUAUUGACUGACAUUUUCGACACUGCCGUGUACAAUGAUCUAGUGUUUACUUCAUGAAAAUACAUACAGACGCUCCAAGCGGCGGCGAUUUGUAAUAAUCGGUACCUAGUUGUCUUACCUGAAAAUGAAUUAAAUAACAGUUUUGUGGUAUAAACGAUGGUGCUUCACCUGUAAUAGUCUGAGUAAAAAAGUUUUGUCUGUAAAGAUUUCUACAGCGUACCUGGACACUCCAUAACCACUCGUUAAUCGUUAAAACAAACCGCGUCUAAAUAAACAGUCCACACCGGGGAAUCCUCCUCGCUACUAGCAAUCGAGAUGUUCUAAAGGCCGGGACUGUUGACGAAGUGUCAUACAUCUCGUGAAAAUACAUACAUCGAGUGGUACAGAAGGUACGAGAAUUCAUUAGCUGAAGUAGACUACCUGCAAAGGUUGAUUCUCAAGGAAAAAGAAACAAGACUCAAGAAAAUACAUAUAGUGGCAACAACACAAAAGACACAAAGUAUCGACAUACAUUAUUUGAAAUACAUAUAUUCUAAGCAUAAUACACACAUCUGAACUUACUCGAAAAUUAAUUAAGCCGCCACUAAUUAAUUGCUACGAACUGUCACUGUAAAGUACACACAAGCUUCCAGUGCUCCACGUGGAUCCUAAAGAACGUGCUUCAAACUCUUCCUUCUCCAGUCUGCUCGCACGUGCCACGAGUGCUGGAAUUUUAUUCCCCUAAAAGAAAGGGAAUACAGAUCAGAAGCGGCCACCCCUUAUAACGAGGCGUGGUGGAUCUGGUGAAAAGAAAAAGCGUGGGGCUGUACGAAAGAGUGCAGGAACGUAAAUUGCGCGACUGUAACUGACGGCGACUGGCGCCCUGUGCUUAUCGAUUGGCACAGCGUCUACGACUUGAAGAGGAUGUUCUCUUCGUAGGAAGACCAUCCUCUUCCUGAACAGUAGGUCGCGGAGGGUCGGGGUAAAGGGGACUAGUCGAAAAUCGAUAAGUGGCUGCUGCAACUGUUAGCGGUGCAAUGGCCUCCAAACCGGGAAGGUCCUACUCCGUGAGAUCUCCGCGUGUCGGUGGUCCACUUUCACAGUCCCUCGCAAUGAUACCCCCUACAAUGCACGGGCACGAGUUCAACCAACCCUUAUCGAGGGUGGUAAUGGUGCGUAAGACGGACCAAAGGACCUUCAGUAAGGGUCGACGCGGUGGAGAACCCCUGCUUGAAACCGUCACGAGGGAAACCGUCGAACUGUUUAAUGGCGGCCGAGCCGAAAGGAAAUAUACAUCUGAAACACGUGACAUUGUCACGCCAAAGUCAAACAGUAUGCCUUCGCUGAGCGUAAGCGGCACCAAAAAGAAGGUUGUCGGUUUUGUCGAUCAGCUGUCGCCUGAAAGGUCCAGAGCCGAUUCUGUCAGAUCAAAGUCACCGCUCACAGCAUCCCCAGCAUCCCCUGGACCACUGUCCAACUCUUUACACGGUAGCUUUCAUGGGAGUCUGGGAAGCGAUGGGAUGUCGUGUAGCAGCGCCAGAUCGUCAUCAGCAUCCCCGGACUCUGCACGAUACUCAUCAUCUCAGAUUACAAAGACUGACACGCGUAAACCGUCUGUGCGCAGAUCGGGGCCGCCCAAAGAAUUCGUCUACGUCUGCCUCGACACCCACAACUUCUACCGUGCGCGCCAUGGUGUACCGCCCUUACGACUCAACAAGCAGCUGUGUAAAGCGAGUCAGGAUUGGGCGAACAUUUUGGCUGCCAAAAGCAGGUUAGAGCACAGGACGAAUAUUGAUUAUGGCGAAAAUCUUUACUGCAUGUGGAGCUCAAAUCCUAAGACAAUCGUGGGUGGCGAGGAACCAGUUAACGAGUGGUAUGCUGAGGAGGCCCAGCAUCAAUAUGGCAAGGAACCCACAACACUCAAGACUGGACACUUCACUCAGGUGGUAUGGAGAGACAGUACGGAACUCGGCGUGGGAAUGGCAAGGAAUCGAAAUGGUGAAGUCUAUGUUGUCUGCAAUUAUAACCCUGCCGGUAAUUUCCUGGGCAGCUUUAUCGACAACGUUCUUCCGCCCAGCGGCAAUUGUCCUCCUGGUAAGAAACUCAAUAGCGAGAAGAGUCUUGUCUCUGUAGAUGAAGAAACCUGGCAGCAAGAAGCACUCGCAGUUCACAAUGAAUACAGGCGAAAGCACGGGGUGCCUGAUCUGAGAUUAAAUCCUGAUCUAACAGCAGCUGCUAAAGCAUGGGCUUGUACUUUACUGGUUACUCACAAACUCGUGCCACAACCGUCGUCACCUUACGGCGAGAAUAUUUACUCCAUGCAAUGCUCUGAUCCAAAAAUGAUGGUUUCUGCGCGUGAGGUGAUAUCCAAAUGGUAUUCCGAGAAAAAGGAACACAAAUUUGGUAUUGAACCUAAAGUUUUGAACACAUGUCACUUCACGCAAAUCGUAUGGAAGAAUACGAGUGAAGUAGGUAUCGCAGUGGCGAAGAGAGAUGGCACCUGCGUCGUGGUCGCUUGUUACCAUCCGAGAGGCAAUAUCAUCGGUCAGUUUACAGAAAACGUACCGAGGCCAAGGAAGAGCUUUUGAGACUUCGCCAGCCACAGAAAACCUGUUGAUAAUGUAUCUAAAGCCUGUAUUUAUAUAUCGUAUUACAUUCAUACUCUCGUGUGUCAUGUAUAAACAUACAUGCGUGUAUAUUAGAAUAAAACAUUCCACAUGCGCGACGACAUAUCUUCCUUUUA
Cephus cinctus (wheat stem sawfly) is the source of this 2948-nucleotide messenger RNA. Its product is annotated as repressed by EFG1 protein 1. Gene Ontology annotation, cellular component: extracellular region. The coding region runs from base 1243 to 2793 and encodes 516 amino acids. The transcript has 9 exons. The record is from RefSeq and is a predicted model, not a curated record. Lineage: Eukaryota; Metazoa; Arthropoda; Insecta; Hymenoptera; Cephidae.